This is a messenger RNA of Drosophila subobscura, 1251 nucleotides long. It is a transcript of the gene Or22c, whose product is annotated as odorant receptor 22c. Gene Ontology annotation, biological process: sensory perception of smell; detection of chemical stimulus involved in sensory perception of smell. Gene Ontology annotation, molecular function: odorant binding; olfactory receptor activity. The transcript is spliced from 6 exons. Gene Ontology annotation, cellular component: plasma membrane. Lineage: Eukaryota; Metazoa; Arthropoda; Insecta; Diptera; Drosophilidae. Bases 1 to 1194 code for a protein of 397 amino acids. The record is from RefSeq and is a predicted model, not a curated record.
AUGAUUGACGGCAGAGAGCCUGCCAUUGCGGCACACUUCUAUCGCAUACCACGCAUUUCCGGCCAGAUUGUGGGCAUUUGGCCGCAGCAUCCACGCCCCUGCCACGCCCAGAUCCUUUUCAUGUUCGCCCUCGCGGUGGUGCUGCUGGGCGCUGUGGGUGAGUGUCUGUACGGCUUUGUGCACCUGGAUAACCUGGUAACAGCACUGGAGGCCUUCUGCCCCGGCACCACCAAGGCCGUCUGUGUGCUGAAGCUCUGCGUCUUCUUUGGCAGCCACAGAAGGUGGCACGACUGGGUCCAGCGAUUGCGAGGCAUGCUCUGGGCCCACCAUCGGCCCGAGGGCCAGCAGAUGCUAGUGGAGCUCUCGACCAUAGCCAAUCGACUCAGCCUGUUGCUGCUCAGCUCCGGCACCAUGACCAAUACCGCAUUCAAUGUGCAGCCCCUAAUUAUGGGUCUCUAUCGAUGGAUGAGCCAGCUGCCAGGCCAAAUUGAAUUGCCCUUCAACAUCAUUCUGCCCACGUUUGCCGUGGAGCCGCCGCUGUUUCCGCUCUCCUACGUGCUGCUGACCGCUUCCGGGGCAUGCACAGUGUUUGCCUUUAGCUUCGUGGAUGGUUUCUUUCUCUGCAGCUGCAUGUACAUCUGCGGUGGGUUCCGGCUGGUGCAGCAGGACAUUCGACGAGUAUUUGCCGAUUUGCAUGGCGACACCGUGGAGGUCUUUACCGAGUCGAUGAAUGUGGACAUUCGGCGGCGGCUGGGCGUUAUCGUCGAGCGGCACAAUGCGAUUAUCGAUUUGUGCACGGACCUAACACGCCAGUUUACCGUUAUCGUUUUAAUGCAUUUCCUGUCUGCCGCUUUCGUCCUGUGCUCGACCAUCCUGGACAUCAUGUUGAACACGUCGUCGCUGAGCGGCUUAACCUACAUCUGCUAUACAGUCGCGGCCCUAACGCAGCUCUUCCUCUACUGCUACGGCGGCAAUCACGUCAGCGAGAGUAGCGCUGCUGUGGCGGACGUGCUGUACGACAUUGAGUGGUACAAAUGCGAUGCGAGGACUAGAAAAAUGAUUUUAAUGAUAUUGCGGCGUUCGCAGCGGGCAAAAACAAUUGCGGUUCCGUUUUUUACGCCCUCCCUCACGGCCUUCGGUUCGAUACUCAGCACCGCCGGCUCAUAUAUCACCCUGCUGAAGACAUUUCUGUAAGCCUAUGCGGCGUAUGAUUGAUAUCCAGAAUUGGAUUUGCCACGCCAUUCGCCUGAC